Messenger RNA from Cygnus atratus (black swan), 273 nucleotides. Its product is annotated as C-C motif chemokine 5-like. NCBI's taxonomy places the organism in Eukaryota, Metazoa, Chordata, Aves, Anseriformes, Anatidae. Bases 1 to 273 code for a protein of 90 amino acids. The record is from RefSeq and is a predicted model, not a curated record. The transcript is spliced from 3 exons. Gene Ontology annotation, cellular component: extracellular region. Gene Ontology annotation, biological process: G protein-coupled receptor signaling pathway; chemokine-mediated signaling pathway; cellular response to interleukin-1. Gene Ontology annotation, molecular function: CCR chemokine receptor binding; chemokine activity.
AUGAACAUCUUUGGUGCAGCCCUCUCCAUCCUCCUGGUUGCUGGCCUCUUUUCUCAGGCCUUUUCUGGCCCAAUUGGAGCUGACACAACCAUCUGCUGCUUCAGCUAUACCUCACAGAAGCUGCCCCAGAGUCAUGUGAAGGAUUAUUUCUACACCAGCAGCAAAUGCCCACAGCCAGCAGUUGUGUUCAUCACCAGGAGGACUCGGCAGGUUUGUGCUAAACCUGAUGCCAGGUGGGUGAAGGAAUAUGUGAACUUCCUGGAGAUGCACUGA